CAAACCCACAUCUCUAAUUUCAUUGCUACAAAAACCAUGGCUUCAAAACCAUCAAUUUCCUUAUGCGUUCUUACUUCAUUAUUCGCCGCUCUAAUCGGAACUUCAACGGCCUACAAAUUUUACGUCGGAGGAACAGACGGAUGGGUUUUAAGACCAUCCGAGAACUAUAACCAAUGGGCUGAAAGAAUGAGAUUUCAAGUCAAUGACACUCUUUUGUUUAAGUAUAAGAAUGGAGAAGACUCUGUUUUGAUUGUGAACAAAGGGGAUUACGAUAAUUGCAAAAAACAGAACCCAAUACAGAAAUUAGACGGCGGAGAUUCUGUCUUCAUGUUUGAUCGGUCGGGUUCUUUCUAUUUUAUUAGUGGUCAUUUUGAUAACUGUGAAAAGGGACAGAAAUUAUUAGUCGUUGUUAUGGCGGUUAGAAACAAGUUCCCUCAGCCAGCUCCAUUUCCCGGCAGUGCGCCUUCGCCGUUGGUUCAUGCUCCACCUCCGUCGGCUCUAGCUCCGGCAACCAACGUCCCUGAGAUGGGUCCUUCUCAGGGUUCAUUGCCUUCUCCGGUUGAUAAUAGUACUUCACCGCCACCGCCACCGCCGCCGCCGUCUAGAUCUGAAGCAACGGCAGUAUGUUCGUCGGUAGUGCUGGUUUUGUUCUUGAUGGGGGGAAUUAAAUUUGGGUUCUUUUGAUCUUGUCUUUAUUUUGUUUUGCAAAGAUUGGGUUGUGUUUAAUUAUGUUUUUGUUGGUCAAUUUGUUAGAGUGUGAGAUGUUUUCAUGGAUUACAUAUUUUUAUAAUAUUUUUAAAAAGUUUACUAUAAUUUGAAAAUUAAGUAACUCAAUG
This is a messenger RNA of Impatiens glandulifera, 836 nucleotides long. RefSeq names its product early nodulin-like protein 1. The record is from RefSeq and is a predicted model, not a curated record. The transcript has 2 exons. Gene Ontology annotation, molecular function: electron transfer activity. Bases 37 to 684 code for a protein of 215 amino acids. NCBI's taxonomy places the organism in Eukaryota, Viridiplantae, Streptophyta, Magnoliopsida, Ericales, Balsaminaceae. Gene Ontology annotation, cellular component: plasma membrane.